GGAUCAUUUCUGGACCGUUACACAGAGCGGCGAUGCGUUUAUAUGAGUGACAAAAAUGAGGAUUGAUACAUUGAAAGUUGUUGCCGUGUUGUGCGUUGCUUUCGUCACUAUAGGAGGACAGAGUUUUGAGAGUAAAGUGGCCCAGUUACUUCACGACGAAGCAGAUGAUCUCAAAUGUUUCGUGGAGGGCAAGAAGGAUCUGACCUGCUUCUGGGAGGAAGAACUGGAAAGAAGGAAUUCACAUGAUCGAUAUACAUUCAUAUAUUCGUACGAGAAAGAGAAAAGCAGAACGUGUGAUGUUUCAUCGCUGUCUUUAUUAGCCAGCAACAGAACCGUGUUUCUCUGCAAACUCCCUCAAAUCUUAUUCUUCACGGUCCUUCACGUGCAGGUCCUUUACGAUGGUCGGAUGCUCUACAAUCGCAGUCUGAAUGUCGAGAAUGUCUUGUUUCUCGAUCCUCCCAGAAACCUCACAGUGGUGAGCUCAGGAAAAGAAGGGCAGUUAAACGUGAGCUGGUUGCCGCCGCUUCUCAAAUACAUGGAUGACAGUAUGAUAUAUGAGGUCAGAUACGCAGUGGAGGGAAGUCACAUGGGCAAGGUGGAGGAAAUAAAAGCCAGCACAAAGCUGAUCCUGCGUGGGUUACAGCCCGGCACCCGGUACAAGGUGUGGGUCCGCAUCAAACCCGAUGGCGUCGCCUAUGAUGGUUACUGGAGCGCCUGGACUGAACCUGUGUUCAGAGCUACGCAGCCAAGCGACAUGGAUCCCCUAAUCGUGUUGCUGGUUCUGUUCAUUGCAUUGAUUCUUUUCAUACUGUCUGUGACUGUGAUUCUGUCCCACCACAAGUUUCUUCUAAAGAAGGUAUGGCCUGACAUCCCGACUCCAGAGCACAAGUUUCCAGGUCUCUUAACUGUCUAUGAAGGGGAUUUUAAGGAGUGGAUGAGACAAAAUAACGGGAAUAUGUGGGGAAGAUCCGCUCACAUCUACGCAGAGGAACUUCCUUCACCUCUAGAGGUUCUGUCAGAGAUCUCGCUGGCCAGCAAUGCAACCUCCCAAAUAGAAGAGAGAAGAACUUUGGAGGAGGAAGAAGAGAAGACGGAAAGUGAGGGAACCGACUCCGGAAUAACCGGCAGCUGGCAGGAACCUUCUCAGGCCCAUUGGUUUAUGGAGCAGUUAAGGGCGCUUCAGGAAAACCCGCAGUCUCUUUCCCAGUCGAUGUUACUGGAGUCACCUGACACGUACGUCACUCUGAACCAGAACUCCCAGCAUGCUCGAGCCGAAGACGACAGCCAGGUGGACGAUAUCUGCGAUGAGUCGUUACCUCUGCAGACAUUGUUCAGCAACUCGGGAACGUCGUCUUUGAGUGCCUCGCAGUCCGACCUCGGCUCUCUCCAGCAGAGCUCGGGUUCGGGCAGACUGUCGUCACAAUCCAGCUUUGAGUAUCCAAACCACACGUGGCCAUCCAAUAGGCCGGGGUACACCUACAUGGCCGUCGCGGACUCGGGGGUUUCCAUGGACUACAGCCCGAUGAGCUCGAGCAGGAUAGAGGAUCUUGGGAAACGGGUGAUCUACACCAAUGAAUACAAAAAUGAGAUUUUUGGCCACAAGUGGGCGAUCUCCGGUCAGUGUUGAAUCUGGAUACCAACGAGAGGAUUUAUAUUUGAUCUGGAUUUAUCUUGGAGACAUGGCGUUUGAGGCGCAUGUGAAAACACUAGGAGGUUUGAGAGGACAAAUGGUAUUCCAUCAUAUAUAAUAAGCUAAUUCUGGUCUAAAACUAUGGCAGCUGUUCAUCUUUAUCAUAGAUUUUCAAUUUCAAUUGUGAAUCAUUUGGUCUGGCAUUGUCCACCGCUAUACAUCCAAUCUACCUUGGACGCAUUAUAUAUGUUGUCAUAUAAAUAAGUUGUAAAAUGUGUUUUUGAGGUUUAACAUAAUGUAUAUCUUCCUUCUGUAAAACCUGUAUAGACCACCAUUAGACUUUAUCUGAGUUACACAAAGGAUAACAUCCAUCCAGUCCUGCUUUCUGUGCUUGGUGUGUGUUGGCUUAUUUUCAGUUACUCUGGUGCAUUCUGGGAAUGCUCGUGUGUUGGUUUAUAACCUGACAGCCGCUUGUAAGUUUACUUUACACAGGAUGCUCAAAUUACUGUAUAGAAAACCUCCAUUUUCAGUCUUUUAAUAAUUACAGUUUACGUUUUUUACUUAUUCCUUCGGUAUUAAUUCACAUGGAAAUCAAUCAUGGGUCUGUGAAUGACUGCUUUUUUUACAGUUUGAAUUGAUAAUCACACCAAAAAUGUGUAAAUAUUGCAAGUGUAAAAAGAUUAUGUGUGCCAUAACUGACAAACUCCCUUUAAAUGCAGUAAAAUGUAAAUAAUUUUUAAGACCAUUUCUAUAUCAAUUUUUGCAUUAAGAUGAACAUAACAAAUCUGCAAACAAUUUAGAUUAAUUGUGCAUUAAUAACAAUGACGGAAAUGAUCAGUUCUUUAACUCCUUUAACGGAACCCAUUCCAGCCUUUGGUAUCAACUCUCAAUUCCCAACGCCAUGAAAUUGAGAAAUUAUAUAUUUUGAUCAUUUGCAGCACAACUUUAAGCGUAGUUGAAAAUGAUUAUUAACGUGUAAAAAUAAGAAAAAAUAUUUGUAUAUAUUAAACAGCUGUUUUUAGUCUCUUGGUUUUUAAUUGUUAUACUGAAAUUGAAAAUGUUGUUUCCUCAAACGUUACCUUAAACACAAAUAUAGGUGUCGUAAGACUGUUUAGUGUUUUUAUUUUUAAAUGACAUGUCUCUUUCACACUUUACACAUAUGUAAGCUUUAAACAUUAAAUUGUCUUCCUUACAAAAUAAAUACUGAAUUCCGAAUUA
Messenger RNA from Triplophysa dalaica, 2848 nucleotides. RefSeq names its product erythropoietin receptor (gene epor). The transcript is spliced from 8 exons. The record is from RefSeq and is a predicted model, not a curated record. Gene Ontology annotation, molecular function: cytokine receptor activity; protein binding. Gene Ontology annotation, cellular component: external side of plasma membrane; membrane. The coding region runs from base 56 to 1627 and encodes 523 amino acids. NCBI's taxonomy places the organism in Eukaryota, Metazoa, Chordata, Actinopteri, Cypriniformes, Nemacheilidae. Gene Ontology annotation, biological process: hemopoiesis; cytokine-mediated signaling pathway; positive regulation of cell population proliferation.